Molecule: messenger RNA, 1938 nt
Organism: Cercocebus atys (sooty mangabey)
Lineage: Eukaryota; Metazoa; Chordata; Mammalia; Primates; Cercopithecidae
Gene: GPR101
Product: G protein-coupled receptor 101
Exons: 1
Coding region: 1-1533 (510 amino acids)
Biological process (GO): adenylate cyclase-activating adrenergic receptor signaling pathway
Cellular component (GO): membrane
Molecular function (GO): G protein-coupled receptor activity
Source: RefSeq, a predicted model, not a curated record
AUGACGUCCACCUGCACCAACAGCACGCGCGAGAGUAACAGCAGCCACACGUGCAUACCCCUCUCCAAAAUGCCCAUCAGCCUGGCUCACGGCAUCAUCCGCUCAACCGUGCUGGUUAUCUUCCUCGCUGCCUCUUUCGUCGGCAACAUAGUGCUGGCGCUAGUGUUGCAGCGCAAACCGCAGCUGCUGCAGGUGACCAACCGUUUUAUCUUUAACCUCCUCGUCACCGACCUGCUGCAGGUUUCGCUCGUGGCACCCUGGGUGGUGGCCACCUCUGUGCCUCUCUUCUGGCCCCUCAACAGCCACUUCUGCACGGCCCUGGUUAGCCUCACCCACCUGUUCGCCUUCGCCAGUGUCAACACCAUUGUCGUGGUGUCAGUGGAUCGCUACUUGUCCAUCAUCCACCCUCUCUCCUACCCGUCCAAGAUGACCCAGCGCCGUGGUUACUUGCUCCUCUAUGGCACCUGGAUUGUGGCCAUCCUGCAGAGCACUCCUCCACUCUACGGCUGGGGCCAGGCUGCCUUUGAUGAGCGCAAUGCCCUCUGCUCCAUGAUCUGGGGGGCCAGCCCCAGCUACACUAUUCUCAGCGUGGUGUCCUUCAUCGUCAUUCCACUGAUUGUCAUGAUUGCCUGCUACUCCGUGGUGUUCGGUGCAGCCCGGAGGCAGCAUGCUCUGCUGUACAAUGUCAAGAGACACAGCUUGGAAGUGCGAGUCAAGGACUGUGUAGAGAAUGAGGAUGAAGAGGGAGCAGAGAAGGAGGAGUUCCAGGAUGAGAGUGAGUUUCUCCGCCAGCAUGAAGGUGAGGUCAAGGCCAAAGAGGGCAGAAUGGAAGUCAAGGACGGCAGCCUGAAGGCCAAGGAAGGAAGCAAGGGGACCAGUGAGGGUAGUGCAGAGGCCAGGGACAGCAAGGAGGUCAGAGAGAGCAGCAUGGUGGCCAGCGAUGGCAGCGUGGAGGGUAAGGAAGGUGGCACCAAAGUUGAGAACAGCAUGAAGGCAGACAAGGGUGGCACAGAGGUCAACCAGUGCAGCAUUGACUUGGGUGAAGACGACAUGGAGUUUGGUGAAGACGACAUCAAUUUCAGUGAGGGUGAUGUCGAGGCAGUGAACAUCCCGGAGAGCCUCCCACCCAGUCGUCGUAACAGCAACAGCGACCCUCCUCUGCCCAGGUGCUACCAGUGCAAAGCUGCUAAAGUGAUCUUCAUCAUCAUUUUCUCCUAUGUGCUAUCCCUGGGGCCCUACUGCUUUUUGGCAGUCUUGGCUGUGUGGGUGGAUGUCGAAACCAAGGUACCCCAGUGGGUGAUCACCAUAAUCAUCUGGCUUUUCUUCCUGCAGUGCUGCAUCCACCCCUACAUCUAUGGCUACAUGCACAAGACCAUUAAGAAGGAAAUCCAGGAUAUGCUGAAGAAGUUCUUCUGCAAGGAAAAGCCCCCGAAAGAAGAUAGCCACCCAGACCUGCCCGGAACCGAAGCUGGCACACUGGGUGGUACUGAGGGCAAGAUUGUCCCUUCCUACGAUUCUGCUGCUUUUCCUUGAAGUUAGUUCUAAGGCAAACCUUGAACUGUCCGUAACACGAGAAAUAAGAGCAGAUUUCUUUUCAAUGGACCCACAAUCCAUUAAUGCCAAACCAUACCAUUUCAGGCAAAGGUGUUGCACACACAUGCUCUUCACCACGAGGUAGAUAAAUAUAUAGAAAAGGCAGGAACUGGGGUCUUUCCUUAAAAGGGUGGACUUGAGGAUUCUGACUGAAAUUUUCCCCCCAAAGAUUAUUAGGCUCUAAAUUUCUUAAAGCAACAAGGGCUAUCCAUUUUGGACCUGUACUUGGUAUUCUGUCUUUCCAGAGCUACAACAUGCCAACUUUAGCUCUGAAGGAAAGGGAAGAUGAUGCUUGUGAACUUAAGGACUUUUCGGCCCUUGGGUUGGGAGCUCAUGGGCCAGAGC